AGCACAGAGCCCGAUGCGGGGCUCGAACCCACCAACUGCGAGAUCAUGACCUGAGCCGAAGUCGGACGCUCAACCGACUGAGCCACCCAGGCGCCCCGAAGAGUGACCAUUCUUGGGGCUGUUCCUCCCUGUACAUUCCUGGUUUCCCCUCCUGGCAGGGCAAGCAUAACGCAUCACUGCCCCUACUUCCUCUCCCUAUGCUCAGCCUCCACUUUCUCUGUGUGUCUGAGGUGGGACUGGACAGCCAACUAUGAGAAGGUAGGAAAGAGGUGAUGCUGACCUCCUUGCCCAGCGCCCAGAUCUUCAAUCCAAAUUCAUGUGGCAGGGUAGCCACACGUCCAAGCACAAGAGAAGUGGUUGGGGAAGGGGAAGAAAUUGGCAUUCUGUAUAAUACAAAGGAGGUCCUUUGGACUUUGGCUUCUGCCAAGAAGAAGAAUUGAACCAAUCUUUUUACAUGAGGGAAGGGAUGGGGGGGUUCUGGAAGAGCCCCGCCCCCCAACUCUGCUCAUGGCUUGAACCCAAGCCAAGGACAGAGUGCUGUCCUCUUCAAGUCCUGAUGUUACCUAAACCCAAAGCCAUAACCUAGCCACAUCUUCCUGGAGGACAGGAAGUUCCCAGGGAGGUGGCAUCUCUCCUUUGUCUCUCUGCCAAGUCUUGAUGCCUCCCAAGACUGUUAGUUGUUGCUCACUUCCUAUUAAUCUAAAAAUUAUUACAUGAUAUUAUUUACAUGACAUGUAAAGAUAUCCAACAUUCUGGCCUCUCAGUCUGAGCCCAUUUCCCUUCUCCAGCUUCCUUCCCUCCUUCUCCUGUAUGACCCAGUGCAGUUCUCCAGUCUAGACCUGCAUCUGAGGCCACACCCCAGCCUACUCACUCCCCUCACCCCUCUUUCCUCUCCCUGCACCUUCUUGGGCUCUUCUCAUCUGGUCCCACCCCUGAGGAGUCCUCCUCCCUGCUAGGCUCUUCUGGAACACAAAGACCAUCCCUCCCCCCCUCCCCAGUGAAGGGAGGGCUAGGAGUUUCAGCCCCACCCUCAGGAAGAUGUGUCUUCCCCCUCCUCUGCUUCUUGGUACUUCCUCUCUGGCCAACGUAGCUGACAGCACGCAGACCUGGGGCCAGGACCCUGGAACUGGGACAGAUCUGGUAAUAGGCUACGCCACUCUGCCCUGGCCUUGGGAUUGGCACCAGCUUCCAACCAGUACGUGGCAAAGUCUAUAAGUCCUUGCAGUGGCCCCGGACGCUACAUCUUCUGCAGCACCUCCUCACUAGGUGUCAUGUUCAUCGCUCUGCUGACGAUCAUCCUCCUGUCGGUGGCACUGGUUGUGGGGCUUCCCGGCAACAGCUUUGUGGUGUGGAGCAUCCUGGUAAAGAUGCAGAAGCGCUCUGUCACUGCCUUGUUGGUGCUGAACUUGGCCCUGGCCGACUUAGCUGUAUUGCUUACUGCCCCCUUUUUCCUCCACAACGUGGCCCAACGCACCUGGGUGUUCGGACUGGCUGGCUGCCGCCUGUUUCACUAUGUCUGUGGAGUCAGCAUGUACGCGAGCGUCCUGCUGAUCACGACCAUGAGUCUGGACCGCUCGCUGGCGGUGGCCCUCCCCUUUGUGUCCCAGAAGGUUCGUACCAAGGCCGUUGCCUGGUGGGUGCUGGCAGGCAUCUGGGUGAUGUCCCUUCUGCUGGCCACGCCCGUCGUCGUGUACCGCACGGUGACCUUGGCACCGAACAACUGGAGCCUGGUGUGCUUCCUGAAGUACCCCAGCGAACGACUCAACGCCUUCCAUCUACUCUUCGAGGCCCUCACCGGCUUCCUGCUGCCCUUCCUUGUGGUGGUGGCCAGCUACUCCGACAUCGGCCGCAGGCUGCAGGCCCGGCGCUUCCGCCGCAGCCGCCGCACGGGCCGCCUGGUAGCGCUCAUCAUCCUGACCUUCGCCGCCUUCUGGCUGCCCUACCACGUGGUGAACUUGGCCGAGGCGGGCCGGUUGCUGGCCGGCGGAGAGGGGGAGCCGUUGCGGAAACGGCUGCUCCUGGCGCGCUACGUAUUCAUCGCGCUGGCCUUCCUGAGCAGUAGCGUGAACCCCGUGCUGUACGCGUGCGCCGGCGGUGGCCUGCUACGCUCGGCCGGCGUGGGCUUCGUCGCCAAGCUUUUGGAGGCCACCGGCUCCGAGGCGUCCAGCACCCGCCGCGGGGGCACCCUGGCCCAGACGGUGAGGGGCGCCCCCGCCACUCCCGAGAAUGGCACCACCGAGAGCCUCACCGUCUCCAACCCUCUCCAGUGAAGCGAACUGAACUAGGUCUGGGUGGUGGUGGUGGUGGUGCUGCCACUGUUGGUGGAAGGUCGGCUUUCCUCCUGGCGGAAUGCCCCCACGUUGGCCUGGCCCAGUGCUGUACCCCUAGGAGGAGAACGCCAGUGGGGUGGAGCAGAAGAGGAGGGAGGGGCGGGGCAGGUAAGGGCCCAGUGAAAGCCUGGGGCAGCUUUGCUAUUAAAACUGAAGCCUCAAAUUGGGUCAA
Leopardus geoffroyi (Geoffroy's cat) is the source of this 2502-nucleotide messenger RNA. RefSeq names its product leukotriene B4 receptor (gene LTB4R). Gene Ontology annotation, biological process: phospholipase C-activating G protein-coupled receptor signaling pathway; complement receptor mediated signaling pathway; positive regulation of cytosolic calcium ion concentration. Gene Ontology annotation, molecular function: complement receptor activity; leukotriene receptor activity. Bases 1272 to 2270 code for a protein of 332 amino acids. Lineage: Eukaryota; Metazoa; Chordata; Mammalia; Carnivora; Felidae. Gene Ontology annotation, cellular component: plasma membrane. The transcript has 2 exons. The record is from RefSeq and is a predicted model, not a curated record.